Messenger RNA from Triticum turgidum subsp. durum (durum wheat), 1446 nucleotides. The record is from the annotation of a GenBank genome assembly. NCBI's taxonomy places the organism in Eukaryota, Viridiplantae, Streptophyta, Magnoliopsida, Poales, Poaceae.
AUGACGCAGGUGGCGGCGGUAUCGGCCGACAUCGUCCUCCACAACGCGUUUGUCGUCACCAUGGACGGCGCCCUCACGGUCCUCCGGGACGGCGCCAUCGCCGUCGUGGGCGACCGCAUCGCCGCCGUGGGCCCUUCGGCGGACGUCCUUGGCGCCUUCCCCGGCGCCGCGCAGACCCUCAACCUCGGGGGUCGUAUCCUCCUUCCCGGGUUUGUGAACACCCACGUGCACACGUCGCAGCAGCUGGCGCGGGGGAUCGCCGACGACGUCGACCUGAUGACGUGGCUGCACGGGAGGAUCUGGCCCUAUGAAUCUCACAUGACGGAGGAGGACUCCUACGCCUCCACACUCCUCUGCGGCAUCGAGCUCAUCCGAUCUGGGGUGAGCCAAUUGUCCACUGGCAUCAGUUCCACAGUAACAUGCUUUGCCGAAGCAGGUGGGCAGUAUGUUUCAGAAAUGGCACGGGCGGUGGAAUUGCUGGGAUUGCGUGCAUGCUUGACAAAGUCAACAAUGGACUGUGGUGAUGGGUUACCUCCAAACUGGAGUUCUUGUUCUACCGACGACUGCAUUCAGUCACAGAAGGAUCUAUAUGAAAAGCAUCAUAACACAGCUGAUGGGCGAAUCAGGAUAUGGUUUGGGUUGAGACAGAUCAUGAAUGCGACAGAUCGGUUACUGCUUGAAACAAGGGAUGCUGCACAGGAACUGAAUACUGGAAUCCAUAUGCAUAUUGCGGAAAUACCAUAUGAAAAUCAGCUUGUAAUGCGGAUGAAGAAAAUUGAUCAUGGGACAGUUACAUAUUUAGAGAAAAUUGAUUUUCUGAGGAGUAAUUUGCUGGCUGCCCAUUCUGUUUGGUUGAAUGAGUCUGAGAUAAGUCAUUUUUCAAACGCUGGUGUCAAGGUUUCUCAUUGCCCAGCAUCUGCCAUGAGAAUGUUGGGGUUUGCUCCUAUUAGGGAAAUGCUGGAUUCUGGUGUUUGUGUCUCUCUCGGUACCGAUGGAGCACCAAGCAAUAACAGAAUGAGCAUUGUUGAUGAGAUGUACCUAGCCUCCCUUAUUAACAAAGGGCGUGAGGCCUAUAUCAGUGGUACAACAAACCCAACCGUGUUUCCUUCUGAGACUCUGCUGACGAUGGCUACUAUUAAUGGUGCAAAAGCGGUUCUGUGGGAUAAUGAAAUAGGCUCUCUGGAGGUUGGCAAAAAGGCGGACCUGAUUGUGGUGAAUCCAUUUAAGUGGUCCAUGCUUCCGUUACAUGACAGCAUUGCCAACAUUGUUUAUUGCAUGCGGUCAGAAAAUAUCGAAUCUGUUAUGUGCAAUGGCCAAUGGAUUAUGAAGGAUCAGAAGAUUAUGAAUGUAAAUGAGGAGGAGGUAAUUUCUUCAGCAGUAAAGAGAGCAACUGCCCUCCUAGCGCGAGCUGGCAUCAAUCUCCCUGAAAGGAUGAACUACUUGUGA